UAUACCAAAAGGUUAUUGUAAGUAGCGCCGUGGAUCAUUUGGAAAAAAAAAUAUUGCCUUGGCGCCAAAAAUUAUUCCGAAUACCUCUUAUUUGAGGAAUUGUGGAUAAGUACAACUCAGAAUUGUUGAAGACGACAGAGAUGAGCUUGGCGAAAGAACAAAAGCAGUUGCGUGUUCUCGUUACAGGUGCUGGAGGCUUUAUCGGCUCCCAUCUUGCUAAGAAGUUGAAAGAAAAGGGCCAGUACGUUAUCGCAGCGGACUGGAAAGAAAAUGAGUAUUUUAAACAGGAAGAUUUUUGUGAUGAGUUUUUGCUAGUAGACCUUAGAGAGCUUCAAAACUGCUUGAAAGCUUCCAAGGACUGUGACCAUGUUUACAAUUUGGCUGCAGAUAUGGGUGGUAUGGGUUUUAUCCAAUCGAAUCACUCCGUGAUUCUGUAUAACAACACCAUGAUUUCGUUUAAUAUGCUGGAGGCAGCCAGAAGAAACAAUGUGAAGAGAUACUUCUAUGCAUCUUCUGCUUGCAUAUAUCCAGAAAACAAGCAAUUAGACCCUAAGAACCCAGGGCUGAAGGAGUCGGAUGCAUGGCCUGCACAACCACAGGACGCGUAUGGAUUGGAAAAGCUUGCAUCAGAAGAAAUGGCUAUUCAUUACGGUAGAGAUUUCAAGAUGGAGACGAGAAUCGGACGGUUUCAUAAUAUAUAUGGACCCUAUGGCACUUGGAAAGGUGGACGUGAGAAAGCUCCAGCUGCAUUUUGUCGCAAAUGUAUUGUUUCUGACACUGAGUUUGAAAUGUGGGGAGAUGGCGAACAGACUCGUUCAUUUUGCUAUAUCGAUGAUGCUGUCGAAGGAGUAAUUCGCUUGAUGGAAUCCGACUUCGCUGAACCCUUGAAUAUCGGUUCCGAAGAAAUGAUAUCUAUGAAUGACAUGGCCAAGCUUAUAAUGAAAUUUGAAAACAAAGAAUUGAAAAUCAAGCAUAUUCCUGGUCCUGAAGGUGUUCGAGGCAGAAAUAGCAAUAAUGAUCUUUGCAGGAAAGUUCUUGGAUGGGAGCCUAAAGUUGAUCUUGCAGAAGGUCUAAAAAGGACAUAUAUCUGGAUAAAGAGUCAAAUUGAGGAAGAAAGUGCUCAAGGAAAAAAGAAUGACGAAUACAAAACCUCGAAAGUUGUGCCUACUCAUUCUCCAACAGACUCUGUUGCAGCAAAACGCCGUGAUUAGAUUAGGUAUUCUAUGGAAGUAUUAGCCGGGGAACGAUUGAGUGAUACUCGAGUGUUGCAGCUUUCAAUAAAGCUUUGUGGAUUUUACUUUGUUUCUAGAGUUGCAGGAAUAGCUCGAGCAUUAGUCUUUUCAAUAGGUUUAUUAGAAAUAUGUAGAGGUCUGUUUACUGUACCCUUCCAGCUCAAGACUUUGAAACCUUUCCAAUCUAUUAUAUAUAUCCCAGUGUCUUUUACGAGGCACCAUCUCUUCAUUCAUCAACUCAUAUCUUUAUUAUUCCAUAAUCUAUUUUACUCUUCAACUGUCUGCAGAAGUAAAGCGUGACACGGAUUCCAUCAAAUCACUCCUUUGAAAGCGGCGACACUCUUCAUUUGGCGCAAUUUUGGGUAUUCUCGUUCGUCGUUGUUGUUCGUGUGUUUGGUUUUUGUUGCCUUGUUUAAGUCUUUGCAUACUUUCUUUAUAUAUAAGCAUUAGUUGAAUAUAUUUAGUUUCGGUGUCAAGUUUCUUUUACGCAAGUGAACCUGUUUUUUGGUCGAGCAACUUGUCUAGUGGCCGGUGGAAGUGGACCGGUCGUGGGGAUGUUUGGUUUCCUAUGCUCUCGAAACUGAUUGUUUUUGCCGCUGUGCGUAAUUUUGUUAGUUGUACAACCACAAGGAAACUCCCGCCUCCACUUAUACCUGA
This is a messenger RNA of Galdieria sulphuraria, 1889 nucleotides long. Its product is annotated as GDP-D-mannose-3',5'-epimerase. Gene Ontology annotation, molecular function: GDP-mannose 3,5-epimerase activity; NAD binding. NCBI's taxonomy places the organism in Eukaryota, Rhodophyta, Bangiophyceae, Galdieriales, Galdieriaceae. Bases 141 to 1211 code for a protein of 356 amino acids. The transcript is spliced from 4 exons. The record is from RefSeq and is a predicted model, not a curated record.